This is a messenger RNA of Clonostachys byssicola, 1410 nucleotides long. NCBI's taxonomy places the organism in Eukaryota, Fungi, Ascomycota, Sordariomycetes, Hypocreales, Bionectriaceae. The record is from the annotation of a GenBank genome assembly.
AUGUCUUAUCACGGAUAUGGCCAGCCGCCGUACGGCCAACCUCCCCCUCCUCAGGGCUAUGGACAGCCACCUCCUCCCCAAGGCCAUUACCCACCUCCUCAUGGCCAGUAUCCUCCCCAGUAUCCUCCCCAGCAGCAGGGUGGCUACUAUCAGCAGCCUCCUCACGCGCCAUCGCCGCAAGGCUACUACCCUCCACAAGGCCAAGGUCAAUAUCCUCCGCAAAAUCAAGGCCAGUAUCCUCCUCAAGGUUACCACCAGCCUCCAUACGGCCAGCCUCCCCCACAGCAAUACGGUGCCCCUCCUGGACCAUACGGCGCACCUUCAGGACCCCCACCGCAACAAUAUGGCCAUUCCCCAGCUCCCAGUGGUCACUACGGCGCGCCGCCAGGUGCACCGCCGGGAGGACACCCCGGAGCGCCAUAUGGUGCUUCGGCUGUCCCUCCAACGCCCGCAUCACCAGGCUACGGUCCUCCCCAGAUUAUCCAAUGGGACGGUGGAGCUGACGCCAAGUCACUUCGUGCCGCGAUGAAGGGAUUCGGAACAGACGAGAAGACACUCAUCCGAGUCCUGUGCGACAAGGACCCGCAUCAGAUCGAGUACAUUCGCUCCGCCUUCGAGCGCGACUUUAACCGAAACCUUGUGCAAGACAUGAAGGGCGAAACAAGCGGAUGGCUCCAAAAGGGCUUGCUGCAAUUGGGCCGAGGCCCCUUGCUGGCCGAUGUCUACCUGCUACACGAGGCCAUGGAUGGACCAGGAACGAAAGAAGUGGUCCUCAACGACGUCCUCCUGUCCCGGUCGAAUGCCGAUAUGAAGGCCAUCAAGAGUGCCUACUACAAAACUUUCAACCGAAGCCUCGAAGACGUCGUCAAGGGUGACCUGAGUAUGAAGACCGAGAGACAUUUCGUCAUGGUCUUGGCCGCGAACCGGGCGGAGGACAUGGCACCUGUGAACCAGCAACAAGUGGAGGACGAUGUUCUGCAACUCUACAAGGCCACCGAAGGAAAGAUGGGCACAGACGAGCUCUUGGUCUGCAGUAUCCUCUCCUCGAGGAACAAUGACCAGAUCAGAGCCAUUGCGCACUCAUAUAAGCAGAGGUUCAGGAAGGACUUUGAUGAUGUCAUCAAGAGCGAAUUCUCAGGUCACAUGAAAGACGCCCUGCUCCACCAACUUCGCUACGCGGUGGACAAAUACAUGCACGCCGCUGUGUUGCUAGAAGAAUCUAUGGCCGGCAUGGGAACCAAAGACCACCUACUUGUGUCUCGCCUUGUUCGCUUCCACUGGGACAGAAACUUCCUGGCCAACGUCAAGGCGGCAUACCAGCAACGUUAUCGCAGAAGUCUUGCCAGUCGGGUCAAGGGAGAGACUUCCGGGGACUAUCAGCGACUCAUGCUUGCGAUUAUUGGAGAGUGA